UUCAGACAUCACAAUUCACAGCUGCACCUCAGAGACUUCAAGUAGACGGCGACUAAAGCCGCGCACCGGCAACGAAACCGCCGUUACUUGGUCGCUAUAUAUUUAUUAGGCCCGCUGGUCGACUAGGCAGGCCUUCACAUCCCGCUCACACCGGCUCUUGAGGAGUUUUCUGCUGUCGUCCCGGGACGGACAGCCAGCACCCUGCCGGACAGAUCCCGCCGCGGGAAUCGGAGCAAGAUUAGGUGUAUUGAUGAAAACGCUAUGACGAUACAGAGUCUAACCUUUUCGCCGUUUCCUUGCCGGUCACGACUAAGGCCACUCGAUUUUCCGUGCGCUUUAUAAAACCCCCUGGUUGCUGGCCAUGCUGCAGAAUGGAACUCCAUAGAGCGUCGCGUAGAGAAUCGCAUAGAUAGCUAGUGUGUCACGGCCCGAGGUCGAAGCUCCUAACUCCACCCUGUCGUGUAGCCGUCGCACAGCAGCUCGUCGCACAGCAGUUCGUCCCACAGCAGCAUGGGGAGCAAAAGCCACAAUAUGCCGAGCCUCACACCUAGAUCGCACGCGGGCCAAGCGGCGGCUGACGUGGAGGAGGGCGCGCAGCAGGCGGACCUCCGCUCCCCCCUCCUCUCCGUCGGCGGAAGCGCGGGCCCCAAGGAGCGCCACCACCACCACAGCGGCAGCAUAGGCGGAGGCGCGGGGAGCCUUGGGGGGCCUUCCCCGGGCGGCGGGGGCGGCUCCGCGUCGGAGGGGAAGCUGGCGAGCUUCUUCCGCGCGGACUCGGCGUCCGAGCGCAAGCGCGACGACAACUGGGCGGUGGGCGGGUCGAGCGGGGGCGCGGGGCGGCGGUCGCGGCGGUUCCAGGUGGCGGGGAGCGCGCUGCUGUCGGGCAUGUGCUACUGCGCGUCGUCGUGCUCCAUGAUCCUUCUGAAUAAAGUGGUGCUCUCGGGCUACAAGUGGGAGGCGCAGAUCUCCCUCAUGCUCUACCAGAACCUGGUGAGCGUGACAGUGGUGCUGGCGCUGGUGCACAUGGGCGUCAUCGCCACGGAACCGCUCACGCUGCGCCUCAUGACGGUGUGGUUGCCAGUCAACCUCAUCUUCGUCGGCAUGCUCGUCACCUCCUUCUUCAGUCUGCAGUACAUGCAGGUGGCGAUGGUGACAAUCCUCAAGAACGUGACCAACCUCAUCACAGCGGUGGGCGAGAUGUACCUUUUCCGCAAGCGCCACUCCACCAAAGUCUGGGGCUCGCUCUUCCUCAUGAUCCUCUCGGCCUUCUGCGGCGGCUUCACGGACCUGGCGUUCCACCCAGUGGGGUACACGUGGCAGAUAUUCAACUGCUUCUUCACCGCCGCGUACUCGCUGACCCUGCGCAAGGUGAUGGACACCGCCAAGGCGUCCACCAAGAGCGGGCAGCUCUCGGAGUUCACGAUGGUGCUGCUCAACAACGCGCUCUCCUUCCCGCCCGCCAUCAUCCUCAUCAUCGCAUUCAGCGAAACCAAAUACCUCCUGCACUCGCCCCUGAUGCUGAACGGCGGGUUCUGGGUGGCGGUGACUCUGAGCGGGCUGCUGGGGCUGGCGAUCUCCUUCACCUCCAUGUGGUUCCUCCACCAGACGUCGCCCACCACUUAUAGUCUGGUGGGGUCGCUCAACAAGAUCCCUCUCUCCCUCUUCGGCAUCAUUCUCUUCAACGCCCCCACCAACGCCGCCAACAUCUCUUCCAUCCUCUUCGGGUGUUUUGCCGGUGUUCUCUUUGCUCGCGCAAAGAUGCUGGGCUGAUGCCUCCACCAUCUCACCUCACCGCACCUUCAACAAUAUUUGACAUUACCAAAUGGCAUCUUAUUCAAAGGUUCUCUAAUAUAACCCAUGUGGGUUCAAAGCUGGCAUUUUGGUCCGCUUUGUUAAGAGAUCUGGUUGUUACCCGUCAACCUGGAAUGCUUCAGAUGAUGCAAAGUGUUUCAGAGGAGUGCUGGACUGGAAUCGGCAAUGGUCCCAGGGAAGGGCAAGCAUGGUGGGGAAGCAUGGAGGCCUUGGGCUUUCUGGCUACGCUCACCCACUACACAGAUUUUUAGCUCAGUGUUUAGUGACAGCUGUUUCGACAUUUGCGGCAUGAAGCUAUAUCAUCAUGGUUAUGCUAUCUUGACGUAACUUGUACUAUUGACCACCUAAUGACGUUUGUUAAAUUCAUUUUGCUAAAACAAGGC
Closterium sp. NIES-67 is the source of this 2195-nucleotide messenger RNA. The record is from the annotation of a GenBank genome assembly. Lineage: Eukaryota; Viridiplantae; Streptophyta; Zygnematophyceae; Desmidiales; Closteriaceae.